GUUUUCUGACGGUCAUUCCCCAAACGACAACUGUUGCGAAAUCGGGACGGCAAAUACGCUUCUAUCUAAUCACUGCGCACAUAGGCGCUGAACUGCCCCCAUAUUAUGACAAGAUGGUUAUGGCUCGAAUACAGUUUUCGCUGAGAAUCGUCCACGGAAGGUUGCGCUCUCCAAAGUGCAAAAUUUGCAAAAUGUGCAGAAUGCAGUUAAACGAAAGUGGAAUGUUGUGUCUGUUUUUAUUGUUGUCCCUCAUGCUGCGGAGUGGAGUGCAAGCCGCUCCGCGCUUACAUUCGUCGUCGAAUACUAUUGACCCGGAGGAGGCUGCCGGCUUGGUAGAGGGUGAUAUGAAACUGAACGAAUACGAGCAGCAGGACAUGCAGGGCCGUAAUGGAUUAAUAGCCGCAGAAAAACGAUGGCCAAAUAAUUUGGUCAUCUACAAGAUAUCCGAGGAUUUUGAUGACUCACAUAGGGCAGCUAUUUUGAAGGGCAUUGCAACGUUGGAGGAGAACACAUGUGUUCGCUUCAGAGAGGCUGAGCCCGAAGAUACGGCCUAUGUGGAUAUUAGUGCGAAGCCAGGCGGCUGCUACACAGCCGUGGGCUAUCGCGGCACUGUGCAGGAGAUGAACCUGGAGAUCUACCCUCUGGGAGAGGGCUGCUUCCGUCCCGGUACCAUACUGCACGAGUUCAUGCACGCUAUGGGCUUCUAUCAUCAACAGAGCUCCUCCAUACGCGACGACUAUAUACAAGUGGUAUACGAUAACAUAGUGCCGGGCAAGGAGUUCAACUUUAAGAAGUACGAGUCCACUGUUGUGACCGAUUUCGAGUUGGGCUACGACUACGAUAGCUGCUUGCACUAUCGCCCCGGUGCUUUCUCCAUUAAUGGCGAGGACACAAUUAUCCCGUUGGAUCCAAAUGCACAGAUUGGCCAGCGAGUUGGACUGAGCGCCAAGGACAUAGAUAAGAUCAACAUAAUGCACAAGUGUCCGCUGCUGGUAUGAGGCCAUAUCCUCGUGAGGACCAGAUGUCCUGUAUACCCUACAUAGUAUUAGCAAUUGUGAUAUUUCUGUGGCUAGCCUAUUUUUGGCGAUGAUUAGCCGAUAAGCUGGGGAAAAAACUUAAAUAUCAUUGCCCGAUGUAUUUAUUAGUUUGCCUUGUGCGCAACGUAUAAUAACAAAGUGAAAUUUAUUAUACUUAGUACAUACUCGAA
Messenger RNA from Scaptodrosophila lebanonensis, 1207 nucleotides. RefSeq names its product seminal metalloprotease 1. Lineage: Eukaryota; Metazoa; Arthropoda; Insecta; Diptera; Drosophilidae. Gene Ontology annotation, molecular function: zinc ion binding; metalloendopeptidase activity. Gene Ontology annotation, biological process: proteolysis. The record is from RefSeq and is a predicted model, not a curated record. The coding region runs from base 114 to 998 and encodes 294 amino acids. The transcript is spliced from 2 exons.